Mirounga angustirostris (Northern elephant seal) is the source of this 1012-nucleotide messenger RNA. RefSeq names its product large ribosomal subunit protein uL11m-like. The record is from RefSeq and is a predicted model, not a curated record. Lineage: Eukaryota; Metazoa; Chordata; Mammalia; Carnivora; Phocidae. The transcript has a single exon. The coding region runs from base 154 to 729 and encodes 191 amino acids. Gene Ontology annotation, biological process: translation. Gene Ontology annotation, molecular function: large ribosomal subunit rRNA binding; structural constituent of ribosome. Gene Ontology annotation, cellular component: ribosome; mitochondrial large ribosomal subunit.
CUCUCUCUGUCGAAUAAAUAAAUAAAAUCUUAAAAAAAAAGAAAGCAAUAUGUCUUUAAAAAAAUUGUGAACAUCAACUUUAAAAGAGUUAUGCUCUGGGUCGCUCUUGCUGUCUGUCGCCUUGAGGUGAACUAAGGCCAGGAACCCUGCGUCAUGUCGAAGCUGAAUCGGGCCACUUGGGCCCUCAGGAAGCCUGAGGCUGGCGGCAUAAUCCGGACCAUCAUGUGGGCAGGCCAGGCCAUCCAGGCCCCCACUAGUCCCAUCCUGGGUCAGAGAGGUGUUUCCAUCAACCAGUUCUGCAGGGAGUUCAACGAGAAGACAAAGGACAUCAAAGAAGGCAUUCCUUUGCCCACCAAGAUUUCUGUGAAGCCUGACAGGACAUUUGAAAUCAAAAUUGGACAACCCACUGUUUCCUACUUCCUGAAAGCAGCUGCUGGGAUUGAGAAGGGGGCCCGGCAGACAGGGAAGGAAGUGGCAGGCCUGGUGACCUUGAAGCAUGUGUAUGAGAUCGCCCGAGUUAAAGCCCAGGAUGAGGCCUUCGCCCUGCAGGAUGCGCCCCUGUCCUUUGUGGUUCGCUCCGUCAUUGGCUCUGCCUGUUCCCUGGACAUUCGUGUGGUGAAGGACCUCAGUUCAGAAGAGCUGGCAGCUUUCCAGAAGGAGCGAGCCGCAUUCCUGGCUGCCCAGAAAGAGGCAGAUUUGGUAGUGCAGGCAGAAGCUGCCAAGAAGUGACCCCUGUCCCCCACACUCCAGGAUUUUGAAUCUGGAAUGGAGGCCAGUUGGAAAAGCUGUACCAAAGGGGCAGAAGGGAGGCAACACCAAGCUGAUUAUUAUUUCCCUGACUUUAAAUUAUAUAUUUUUACAUGUAUGACAGUCUCAAGAGAUCAAGCUUAAAUAAACAACCUUUUGUCACACUCCCCCCCACAAAAAAGAGUUAUGCUCUGAAGUGAUUUUCCUGACUAGUCAACCUCACUGAUGAGGUGUCGGUGAGAGAUUUGGUCCUCAGUCAGACCAG